Molecule: messenger RNA, 1104 nt
Organism: Diutina rugosa
Lineage: Eukaryota; Fungi; Ascomycota; Pichiomycetes; Serinales; Debaryomycetaceae
Gene: MTG1
Product: putative GTPase
Exons: 1
Coding region: 1-1104 (367 amino acids)
Cellular component (GO): mitochondrion
Molecular function (GO): GTP binding; GTPase activity
Source: RefSeq, a predicted model, not a curated record
AUGUCCUUCAUUCCUCGAAGGCUCUUCCCCAACUACAAUGUGCCCUUGGCCAACUUCAAAGGCCACCACCAGAAGGCCCUCACCAAGUUUGGCCACCUAGCCCCCCAAAUCGAUCUCGUCGUUGAAGUACGUGACCUGCGGGCACCAGUGUCCACCACCAAUGUCCUCUUCGAUAAGGUGCUUGCCCACAAACCAAAGCUUAUCGUCUACACCAAGAAAGAUCUCCUGGUGCUUAAACCUGACUUGAUGAACAAAUGGCACCGUCAUGAACCCUAUAUGUUUGUUGAUGCCCGUAACCGCCGCGAUGCCCAAAAGGUCAUCGAUAAGGUGAUUGAGCGCUACGACGCCAUGGACCCACCGCCUCCGUUAGGGCUCCGCAUGAUGAUCAUCGGCAUGCCCAAUGUCGGCAAACUGACGUUGGUAAAUACGCUUCGUGAAGUCGGCUACGGUAAAGAGUUGAUGGAAAUGGGGGUGCUGACUAAACGGAAGAAAGUGGCGAAAACUGGGGGCCAGCCGGGGGUUACCCGUCUGACAAGUGAGAUUAUUCGAUUACUGAGAGUGCCCGAUAUUUUGGUUUACGAUACACCCGGGGUAUUCCUCCCUACGGUUAAAGACGCUGAGACCAUGCUCGCUCUAGGGCUUGUGGGCUGUGUCCACACACUGUUUAUUGAUCCCGUGAUCCAGGCAGACUACUUGUUAUACCUUCUCAACCUCCAAGACCCGCUGGGAGCACUCUACAGCGAGUACAUUGACCACCCCACUAAUAGCAUUGAUGAGCUUCUUUACAACGUGGCCAAGACUCGUGGUAAGCUCCGCAACGACGAGUACGAUGAGCUUGGCAUGGCUCUCCACUGGGUCAAUUUGUGGCGCCAGGGGAAGUCCUCGAAGUAUCGAGGUCUUUUCGAUCUUGGUGCUAUUGUCGAACUCAACGGUAAGGAGCUUCGCGCUCUUUAUAAGGACGAACAAGAACGAGUAAAGGAGAUGAACGUCCACCAGAAACUCGUUGACUCGUUUGGCGAGGACGGCACCAGUACUCUGAAAGCCCGUAAGCGGACGGCCAAGGAUCGGGCUGCUGACCUCAAAAACCAAUUAUUCAAAUUAUGA